This is a messenger RNA of Schistosoma intercalatum, 1460 nucleotides long. The record is from the annotation of a GenBank genome assembly. Lineage: Eukaryota; Metazoa; Platyhelminthes; Trematoda; Strigeidida; Schistosomatidae.
AUGAAUAUGACAUUAGAUAAUUAUAAUUCAACUGAAUUUAUUCAAUCAUCAUCUAUAAUUAAACAAUCAAAUAAUCAUCCUAUAGAUACAAAUAAUAUAGAUAAUGUAUUCAAUAUAACAUCAUGUAUAAUAAUCACAUUUAUGUUUUCAUUAAUUGUUAUAUUUUCAAUAUUUGGUAAUAUAUUAGUUAUGUGGAUUAUAUUAAAUAAUCGUAGAAUGCGUACAAUAACAAAUUGUUUUUUAUUUAAUUUAUCAGCAGCUGAUUUAUUAACAAUAUUUCAAAUUAUACCAAAUGUUUAUUAUGUAUUACAAAAUGAUUGGAUAUUUGGUAUUGCUUAUUGUAAAUUUUCACAAUUUUUUACAUCAUUUAAUAUAGCUAUUAGUGUAUUUACAUUUAUUGCAAUUUCAUCGGAUAGAUAUACUGCAAUCAUGUUUCCUCUUCGUCCACGUUCAAAACUGAAGACAGUUAUUUGUGCAAUUGUAGCUAUUUGGUUAAUUUCGUUUGCAAUUGGAUUGCCUGGAUUAAUUGUAGCUACAGUUUAUCCAAAAAACUUAUCAAACUUACAAAAUAUAGCAAAUAGUACAGAUUUACUUGUUGUUGUGAAACAAAUCUCGGUUAACUCACCUGAUCAAUAUGUUUCGAAUGAUUGUAUUCUUAACUGGUCAUCAGAGUGGUCUGAAGCGUACGAUUAUACACUUUUUGUGUUAAUGUAUGUUCUUCCUCUUAUCAUACUUGCCACAACUUAUAUUCCAAUAUCAAUUCAUUUAUGGUUUCAUAGAGGACUUGGUGAAGUCACUAGGGCACAAGCCCAAAAUGUUCAGUCGAAAAGACGAGCAGUGAAAAUGUUAUGUGCAGUUAUGUUGAUAUUUGCAAUCUGUUGGCUUCCAUAUCAAUUAUUUUUCAUUCUGUUACAAUUAAGUCCAACAAUUAAAAGUAGUCAUAGUUUACCGAUUAUAUUUAUAUGUUGUUAUUGGUUAGCAAUGAGUAAUUCAAUGUACAAUCCAAUUAUAUAUGUUCUAAUGAAUAAAAAGUUUCGUAAAGGAUUUUAUGCAGCAUUUUCAUGUUUUCCGUAUUGUCGUGAAUACAUUAAAAAAGACAAGAAGAUUAGAACGACUGCGACAUCAAUUCGUACAUCACAAGUUUGAAUAUGAAAUAUUCUUAUUGGUUAUUCAGUGGAAUAUUCCAUUUCAUCAUAAUUACAUAUCACGAUGAUGUAAUAAUUGACUAUAUUGGAUUAUAUUUCGAAUAUCUCAAUACAUGUUAUUUUAUGGUGAGAUAUACUAGUGGAUGUACGAUUUCUGUUGUGAAUUACGAGAAUUAAUGAAGAAAGACAAGUUCAUUUUUAAUUAUGCAUAAACUUAGACAAGUUGAACCAUAUUACACAGUUAAAUUAAUUAUAUAAAAUGUGAUUUUACAUGUCUAUUUCUCUCUGUUAUCAAAUAUACGUAUUUGACUUUAA